Messenger RNA from Pipistrellus nathusii (Nathusius's pipistrelle), 921 nucleotides. The record is from the annotation of a GenBank genome assembly. Lineage: Eukaryota; Metazoa; Chordata; Mammalia; Chiroptera; Vespertilionidae.
AUGGAGGGCAUCAGCGUGCAGCAGUUGGUGAGUGGAGAAAGAGAAGGAAGGAAAGUGUUGGGAUGUGGACAUGGAAUUCCUGAUCCUGGAGGCUGGCCCGGAGACUGGAGGCUGGGACCCCAUGAGGCCGUGGCCCAGGAGAGGCAGAGACUGGAAGAGGAGAAGAGGAGGAGACUGGAGAGGUUUACGAGUUCCAGAAUUAACCUGGAGAACCUGGCUGACUUGGAAAACUUGGUUCAGAGACGAAGAGAAAAGCGAUUGAAACGCAGAGUCCCCCGCAGGGCACCUGAGCCCGUGGUUAAGCCCCAGGCCCAGGCCCAGGCCGAGCCCGUGGGCCUGGACACAUUCCUGAAGGCAGCCGCUGAGAACCAGGAGGCCCUGAUUGACAAGUACCUGGCGGACGGAGGGGACCCCAAUGCCCACGACAAGCUCCACCGCCGGGCCUUGCACUGGGCCUGCCUGAAGGGCCACGGCCGGCUGGUGAACAAGCUGCUGGAGGCCGGGGCCGCCGUGGACGCGCGGGACUUGCUGGACAGGACGCCCGUGUUCUGGGCCUGCCGGGGAGGCCACCUGGACGUCCUCAAGCAGCUGCUCAACCACGGCGCCCAGGUCAACGCGCGGGACAAGAUCUGGAGCACCCCCCUGCACGUGGCGGUGCGCACGGGGCACUGCGAGUGCCUGGAGCACCUCAUCGCGUGCGGGGCCCACAUCGACGCGCAGGACAAGGAAGGGGACACGGCCCUCCACGAGGCCGUGCGGCACGGCCACCACAGGGCCAUGAAGAUGCUGCUGGUCUACGGAGCCCGGCUGGGCGUGCGGAACCAGGCUUCGGCGACCCCCGUGCAGCUGGCCCGAGACUGGCAGCGGGCCAUCCGGGAGGCUCUGCAGGCCUACGAGGGGCAUCCCCGCAGCCGGUGCUGA